AUGCUACAACAGUCUCUUCCUUGUCUCGUUAUCCGGGCUGCUCCGAAUCUUCACAUCCUCCGGCUUGGUCUGUGGGAUCAAUUCUAUAAUUUAAGCUCGAAUCAGUUUACUAGCCUGGCCCAACAAGUCCGUUUCGCCUGCUUCUCGGAGCUCCAUCUUCGCUGGGUCGAGCCCAGUCAGCCCAGCUUCCAACUCUUUUUGCGCACGGCUGCCCCUACCCUGCAGGUUCUGACCCUGAUCGCAGUCAGCUUUGAUGACCCCAUCCCCGUAGGGAUGGAUCCUUCACCAGAGCUACGCGAGGCCAUGUCCACUCUCUGGCGCCGCUUCUUGAAUACUUUGCGCGACACCAUUCCCACUAUUGGCUUCUUCCGUAUGCGGUGGGUUGCAUAUCGCCAGCGUAGGUUUUCCAUAAUGGGUCCUUUGGAAAGCGCGAUAGGUUUGCGCGAUUUGUACUCCCACGACUGCUAUGUCUACAAGAUCAAUACGAGUGUAAGCUUCACCGAAUGGAUCGAUCAAUUAGAAUUGCGCCCAGGAUAUCCCUUGGACCGCCUUCUACCAAGACAUCGCAGUAUGUUGACCGUAUAUGCCACAUUGCGGCUGUUGACGAUUACUAACUUUACUAACUCUGAUGACAUAUGUGAUAGUGUUUUUGAACCACAAAAUUACCUCCCCGCUGCCAGAGGGAGGGUUGCUAACGGUGCCUAG
Aspergillus welwitschiae is the source of this 705-nucleotide messenger RNA. RefSeq lists its product as uncharacterized. The coding region runs from base 1 to 705 and encodes 234 amino acids. The transcript has a single exon. The record is from RefSeq and is a predicted model, not a curated record. Lineage: Eukaryota; Fungi; Ascomycota; Eurotiomycetes; Eurotiales; Aspergillaceae.